Theileria annulata is the source of this 2880-nucleotide messenger RNA. Its product is annotated as transporter, putative. NCBI's taxonomy places the organism in Eukaryota, Apicomplexa, Aconoidasida, Piroplasmida, Theileriidae. Gene Ontology annotation, biological process: transmembrane transport. Gene Ontology annotation, molecular function: transmembrane transporter activity. The record is from RefSeq and is a predicted model, not a curated record. The coding region runs from base 1 to 2880 and encodes 959 amino acids. The transcript is spliced from 6 exons.
AUGGUAAAUAAUAAGAGAGAAAAUAUGACCGAAGAAGAUCUUGAGAAACUAAUUAACGAAUACUCUGAACUCGAAAAUGUUUUAAAUCGCCAAACUACUGUUCAAAAUUUUAAAAUGGUGGAAGAUAAUGAUAUUGAGGAGUGCGAUAACCCCUCAAAUUCUUAUUAUUCCAAUUUUAUUCCAGAAGGUAGCAAUAAUGGAAAUAUUAAAGGCAUUGGAGAGUUUAAAGAUAUUGAUUUAUCAGACAACUAUACACAUUAUACUGUUAGCUUAGAGAAUAUCGCCGUAACUGAUGGGAAGAAGGAAAAGGAAGGAAUACUGGAUUAUUUACUAGACUCAAAAUUGUAUUUGAAACAUCACGAUAACUUGGAAUUAUCAUGUAUAACAGAAAAUAUAAACAGAAGUAAUAGGAAUUUCGGACAUAUUAAUAGAAUUAACCCUAAUUUAUCGGAUUUUGGUCUAGGGAGUAUCAGUAAAUACCAUAGAACCGUGAUUAUAAUUUCUUUCACUUUGUCAUUUUUAUCAAAUUUCGUUGGACAUUUCAUCAGGGAACCUUUAUUUACUACCAAAGUUAAUAUCCAAAAGAGUUUCGGAAGUAGUACUCUUGAACUAGAAUACUUGGACAUCUCCUAUCUCACACUCUAUGGCAUCGGCCAUCUAAUAACUCCAUUUGUAUUUUCACGCUCUUACGUUAUUACAUUUGUGUCGAUUUUCCAUUUCUUCCUCUCGAUAACACAUUUUAUACUAUUUGUAGCCCAGUCGCUAGGCUGGUUUAUAAUGAUUUAUGGUAUAACUGGGUUCUCCUGCUCAGUCCUAUGGUUAUCAAUUUAUAAUGAUUUGCACUCUUGGUUACCACUGAAACAUCGGUUUACUUUACUAACAAUAUGGUGUAGCUCUUCAGAACUAGGAUUGAGUUUGGGAACAAUAAUGUGUGCUCACAUUCAAAAUGAAACUCGCUGGAAAACACUAUUCAUGAUAACGGCCUUUAUUAACUUUGUGACCGGACUUCUGUUAUUCACAUGUUAUAUAAAGCCGCCGCGAAACUCUGAACAGUCUGACGCACUAGAGUUUUCAGUUCCUGAAACUAAACUCUUUGACCCAGUCAACAUAUCAAAAGAUAAUAUUAACAAUAUUAAGCUGUAUUUUAAGGGUAUGCGUGAUAACAUUGACGUCUUUGGAGUGUGCAAGAAUAUGGUGGAAAUGAGCUCUAAGGUGGUAAUGGGACAUUUGGACCUCAUGAAAAGAGUGAAAUACUUGUUCAUAUACAUUUUAGGGUAUACUUCUCUGAAAUCUUCGAGGAAUUGUUUUGCAUUUUGGAUCUCCUUUUACCUCACAACUAAACUCAAGUACAGUAUUAGGAGUGGGAUUUACUCCACCUUUGUGUUUCAAAUGGGAUCCUGUUUAGGUUCUCUCAUUGUAGGAGCACUUAGUAAGGUUCUUCUCAAGAAGUAUCACUUGCUUUCCUGUGCCAUUUCUUCACUUUUCAGCUUCCUCAUUUGUCCUUUUAUCUAUUUUAUUGGACCCAAUAGUGUUUGGAAGACUUUCGUUUUCGUAUUCGUCUUCGGACUAUCAACCAAUUCUACUGAUCUACUAGUCACUACAAGAGGACUCAAAACACUCUGUGAGUUAUCAGAAGAAGGAGGUCAAGUUGAUGAUUACUCGGUAUCUUUGGGUACAACGUUCUCCAUUUCUACAUUCUUAUCCUUACGGCUGGGAUCGAAUGUUUUUAUAUUUAUGCCUACUGAUGUUGCUUUCUACUGGGGCCUUUGGAGUCCCUUCGAGGAAGGAAAUCUUGAGAUUCAGACUACCCACUUUAUAAUUUAUUGUACAAAACUAUUAUAUACUAUUAUUUCUUUAUUAUUAUCUAUGUAUAAUGAGUCUCGAAAGAGACCUCAAUCCAGCCCUGAAGAGUUAAAUAAGGAUAAAAUUCAAAAAACAUCGCAAGAAAAUGAUAAAGUUGACCCAGUGAAGGAAAAUUUAAAGGAGUUUGUAAAGGAGAAUAAUCCAGAAAGUGACUCUAAUCCAGAAAUUGAACCUGAAAAGAAUAAACCUGAACCGAUUUUAGUAAAUAAACAAGAAGUUGAUACAAAAUUAUCAAGAUCUUUAACUGAAGAUUCAGCGGAUUUGAACGUAUUGGAAGAAACUUACGUAUUAUUGGAUGAUGAUUCUAGUCCAUCUGAAGCAUCUGAUAAGGAAGAAAAUAUAUCAAAAGCUACUAAAUCUGAGAGAGUUAAUGAUAAUUUUGAGGAUAAAGAUGAUAAUUUUCCUGAGAAAUUUGAUGAUAAAAACGUCUUGGAUGAGAAUAGACUAGUUUACGAGCAGCUUAAUACUGCCUACUGUAGUAAUUUGGAUUAUGAACACGAGAAUAUUUUAAAGGAGGUUGGCGUUGACGGUAAUUUAGGCCUAUUGGACCAGUUUGAUAGUGACAAUUACGGCGAGUCCAAGAACAGUAAUGUUAUAGUCUCAUCUAAUUUUGGUGUUUCAAAUGUUUCUGUGAGUACGAGCGAGAAUUUACCCGUUGGCUUCUUCGACGACGUGAACGUUGACGCUAAGGCGCGUGGAAAGUUAACUGCCAACGAGGCAAAAAACAAAAUUCGUGAACUUUCUAAAAAGAGGUCAACUUACCUGGACGAGGCCAAAUACGUUCAGGAGAAAUGUAUGGAAAACCACCGUGAGAAGUUGAGGAUGGAGAACGACCUUUUAGACCAUGAGGAGACUCUGAAGCAGCUGAAGGAGAAGGUUUCUGAGAUCAAAAACACUGUAUUAGUCGAUACCACCAAUCUCAAGGUUGAGCCUGAAAAUAUCACCACUGAUGAUAAAUCACUUGAUUAUGAUUUAGAUUAUGAUAGUCUCUCAUGGAUGUCACGUUCCAUUUUAUAA